AUGGCCGUGUUUAUUAUAUUGCUAGUGGUGGGGGUUGGAGUGUCAGCAACAUCACCAAGGGAGCCAAAAGAAGGAAUCCCGAUCCCGGUCACGACCAAGUCGAUCGUGCCUGUAAAGUGCGGUCCCAAUUCACACUUCGUGCGACGUUCUAAAAUAUGCCCUCCACAAGAUUGUUCUGCCCUUAUAGACCCAUACUGGUUGUGCGAGGAUCCAGGUUUCAAAGCUGAAUGUAGAUGCAACGACGGCUUUUAUCGUCGGAACGGAACAUGCAUUUCUCGGGACGAGUGCCUCGCACAAUGUGGCCCUCUGGAACGCUACGUGGCCGACAGCAGCGAAUGUCAGAGGACAUGCGCCAACUACAAGGUCACUGCACCACAGAGCCUUUGCAAGCCCUUCUCUGGAUGCGUCUGUGUAAAAGGGCGGGUGAGGCUGAACGAUAACGCUACUGGCCCCUGUGUGCUUCCAAAAGAUUGCCCGGUUCGGAAAUGUCCGCUCCAUGAACACUGGCAAGAUUGUCCCAGUGUAUGCGCCAACGAAACGUGUAUGUCGAAAAGUCCGACUUACAAAUGCCUGUUGCCAGCUAUUCCGCUACCGUGCAAGGGGCGAUGCAUGUGCGACAAGGGAUAUUUGAGGAAUGAGGUUGGAGACUGUGUACGUGAGGAUCAUUGCCCAAUUAAGGAAUGUCCAAUAAACGAAGUGUGGCGCUGCGCCUCUAUGUGCCCGUGGGAUUCCUGCAAGCGUCUCGAGGCCGGCUUCCAAUGUCCGCCGGGCAUCAUAUCAGUAUGCAUACCCGCCUGCGCCUGCAAAGAUGGAUAUCUGAGAAACGAGAAAGGAAUUUGCAUACCAAGGGAAUUAUGUCCGGCAUCUCUUCGUUGCGGUAUAAACGAAGUAGCAGUGGAGUGCGAAGCGUAUCCGCCGCUAACGUGCGAGUCUGUGUACACACUGUACGAGGUGUUAGAGGACCCGCCAUGCAACCCGGGCUGCGACUGCAGGCCUGGUUACUUGAGAAACAAGCGGAACAUUUGCGUACCAAGCGAGUGUUGUCCAACAGUGCCUUCCAACAAAUGUGGACCUAACCAAGAGUACAAGAAAUGCGGUACCAUUUGCGAACCAAGUUGCUCUGAUCUAGAUAACCCACGGCAAGUGUGUCCUGAAGUAUGCGUCGAAGGUUGCUUUUGCAAAGAAGGAUUCCUUAAGGAUGAACACGGAAAUUGUGUUUAUCCAAGUGAAUGUCCUCUACCAAUCUGUACCAAACCAAACGAAGUGGCAAAGGAUUGCGGAUCAUAUUGCGAGAUCAGGACUUGUGAAGACUACAAUAGAACUGACAUCGGCUGCCCCGCCGUGUGCGUACGCGGAUGCUUCUGUCGCAAGGGUUACGUCAGGAACGCGUACGGUGUUUGUAUACACCCGAAAAAAUGCCCGUCAAAGCCAGUGUGCCUUCAAGAGCACGAAGAAUACCAGUCAUGUGGAUCCAGCUGCCCAGACAAUUGUGACAACUAUAAGAACCCCGACCGCAUUUGCACAGCGCAAUGCGUCGCUGGGUGCAACUGCAAGAAAGGCUACGUCAGAAACCUCAAGGACGGCACUUGCAUAAAGCCAGAACAAUGUCCUAUUAAAAAAUGCACAGGCGUUAACGAAGAGCUAAACUACUGCGCCUCCUACUGCCCUGUUACAUGCGCAAACCGCUAUACACAAGGCGACUGGGCUUGCAUCACACUCUGCCGUGUGGCCUGCGACUGCAUUCCUGGCACACUAAUGAACGACACUGGAUCUUGCGUUCCUGUUGAUCAAUGCACACCGCCAAUUUGUAGAGAUAACGAAAAAUAUAUGGAGUGCGGAACCGCAUGUCCGAUAACAUGUGACAAUUAUAAAAAUCCUCCUAAAUUCUGCACUGACCAGUGUAUCGAGGACUGUUUCUGCAAAGAAGGUUACGUCAGAAACCGCUUCGGACGUUGCGUGAAACCAGAAGAUUGUGAACCCAUUUGUCCGGCCGGCGAAAAGUGGAACGAAUGCUCAGCCCAUUGUCAAGAUACUUGUGAAAACUACAACUCCUCAAACAGGUUAUGCACUUACCAGUGUCAAUCUGGAUGCGUGUGUGAGACAGGCACCGUCAGAAGAAAGGAUGGCCAAUGUGUACUACCUACCGAAUGUACCGAAAAGAUCAUCUGCCCCAUAGACGAAGUGUACGAUCCGUGUUCCGCUCAUUGCGAGCCCACCUGCGAGAACCACGGACCGGAUCGCGCGUGUACCGCCAUCUGCAAGCCUGGCUGCAAGUGCCGUGAAGGACUAGUCAGACGGAAGGAUGGCAAAUGCGUGAAGUUGAAAGAGUGCCCCGAAAAGAUCAUCUGCCCCAAAGACGAAGUGUACGAUCAGUGUUCUGCUCAUUGCGAGCCCACCUGCGAGAACCACGGACCGAAUCGCCCCUGUACCAUGAUCUGCACGCCUGGCUGCAAGUGCCGUGAAGGACUAGUCAGACGGAAGGAUGGCAAAUGCGUGAAGGUGAAAGAGUGCCGUGAUCUCUGUCCUUCGAACGAAGUGUACGAUCCCUGCAUUACGCCGAAGUGCCCACCAGGAAAAUCGUGCAUCCAAGCUUGUAGGCCCGGCUGCAGGUGCAAGAAGGGACUAGUGAGAGAUAAGAGAGGAAAAUGUGUCAAUCCCAAGUGCCCAGUUAACGAGCAAUGGGUUGAUUGUGUACUCGCCCUCUGCAUAGCACUGAGGUGCGAUCAGCUCGGCUUUCCUAUCGGCUGUCCGGGCAUUUUUGGACCGUGCGACGGCGGAUGCGUUUGUGCCAAUAACUACGUAAGGGACAGUAACAACGUCUGCAUUCCAAAGCGAAAGUGCCCAAGCUGCAGAAAUGACUUCAACGCUACAUCUGGAUGUGGUAAUCACUGUGGAAGACAAUGCACUGACUACAAGAACCCUCCUAAGUGUAACGCUGCACGGCUUUGUGAAUACAAUGGAUGCGACUGCAAGAAAGGCUAUGUAUGGGACAUAGUUACUGGUCAAUGCCUUGAUCCAGUCGAUUGCCCGGUUCCUUGCAACGGGGACUUAUACGCGGAAAAAGUGGAGUGUCCAAAUCCGUGUCCAGCUACUUGCGCCAGGCCUACCACUGCCAUUUGUCCCAGAGCCUGUCUCAAAGAAGGUUGCCAAUGCAGACCUGGAUUCGUUCUGAAUCCGGAUGGAAAAUGUGUAAGGCCCGAAAAAUGUCCAGAUAAACUCGGAUGCAACGGAGAUCCUAAUGCCCAAAUAAGUAGUUGUGUCUCGCUAUGUGAACCCACCUGUGGAAAGAGUGCUGUAUUUUGCCCUGCAAUAUGCCGACUUGGUUGCAAAUGCAAAAGCGGAUAUAUACUUUCGAAGCCCGGUGGAUUAUGCAUAAAACCUGAAAAAUGUGUCAACGCCACUACCACUACUACGGAGGCGCCGUGUAAGACAGACAGGACAAGACCUAGGCGCGACACGGGCUCGACCACCAAUGACGCGCAUGCGACAGGGUCGACUGGUGGACAACAAAACACGAAUUCUUCGCCAAAUCCAUUAAUAUUAUGCCCUAAUGAUGAAAUUUGGAUUAACUGCAAAGCCGGUUAUUGUAAGCCACAAUACUGCCGAGAUAUAGGCAGACACAUAGCUUGCCCGAAAGUUACCGACUCCUGUCCGGGAGGCUGUAUUUGUAGAAAAGGCCUACUUAGGAGAGAUAGUGAUGGAGUUUGCAUCCCAGAAAAUGAAUGUCCCAUCAAUCAACCUUGUUCUGACCCAAACGCAAUCAGGAAAAAAUGUGCUUCGCAUCAGUCUUGCAGACCAACAUGCUCUGUGCCAAACCCAAACAUCUGCCCUAGAGUAUGCAUUAUAAACGGAUGCGAAUGUAAGAAAGGAUACGUUUUAUCAGGGCCAAGGGGAAUAUGCACGAAAAUAAAGGAUUGUCCCAGUAACGACGUCAGCUGUAAUGGAGAUCCCAAUGCGGUGAUAAAGGCAUUCCCCCCGCCUUGUCCGCCAACGUGCAAGACUCCAAACGGGAUCCCGGGAUGUUUGAUGAUAGGGCAGGACGUAGGAUGCGUAUGUAAACGUGGAUACAUAAAAGACGACAACGACAAAUGCAUUCUACCGGAUGACUGCAAAGGUGGAAAUCCUUGCGGACCAAAUUCAACAUUUGUGCCCUGCAACGUCCGUUGCAAAAAUGGGUAUUGUCCAGUCGAUGAUAAGCCGGUGACUACUCCUUGCGAACAACCUGACCCCUGUCCAAGCGGCUGUGCUUGCAAAAUUAACUAUAAAAGAAAAAGCAUCAAUGACGACAGAUGUAUAUUGGCUGCGACCUGCCCUCGGGUUAAUUGUACUCGCCCUCAUGAAAUUUGGAAUCCCUGUCCCGAAUGUCUAGCAGAAAGCUGUGCAGACGUUAACAACCAACCUACCACGUGCAAUACAUUGCUCUUGAACUGCCAGCCGCAGUGCGUCUGUAAAAAGGGAUAUUUAAGGAAUAGCACUAUAAGCGACGGUUUUACCAAAGAUAAAUGCAUUCCAGCAAAAGAUUGCCCCCAAAACAAGCCCUGUGAAGACCCCAACGCGGAGAGGGUGCAAUGCGCACCUGACCCCUCCUGCCGGUCGACCUGCGCCACGCCCAAUCCAUCGCCUUGCAAAGAGAUUUGCGUGAUUAAUCAAUGUGUCUGCAAAAAAGGCUACGUUUUGUCGAAGAAGGGUGGAAAGUGCAUACCCGUAGAUAAGUGUCCAAAAGAUAAACCCUGCAACGGAGACUGGAAUGCCGUCAUAAAGGUCAACCCGAUCCCUUGCCCGUCGACUUGCAGCGUUCCCAACGCUAGCCCUGGGUGCAAGAGGUACGCCCCGCCGGUGGGCUGCGAAUGCAAGCCAGGCUACCUCCUCAAUGAUAAAGACAAGUGUAUUAAACCUGAUCAAUGUCCAGAUGGCAACCCUUGUGGGAAAAACGCAACGUUUGUACCGUGCGUCGUCAACUGUCCCACCAACAACUGCCCAGUAGGCGAAAGUAAAGGAAUCAUCGCCUGCAGGCCGCCGCACCCGUGCCCCAGCGGCUGCUCAUGCAAAAAGGGGUAUAAGAGAAAGAGCAGUUCGGAUUACACGUGUAUUUUGGAGUCGGAUUGUCCUAAUAACAAAUGCAGUGACCCAAAUGCAGAGAGAGUGAAGUGUGCGCCGCCAGCCGAAUGCCGGGCGACUUGUGCAAAUCCGAAUCCCAAGCCUUGCAUUUCACAAAUCUGUAUAAAAAAUGAAUGUGUCUGCAAAAAAGGCUACGUUUUGUCAAAGAAGGGUGGCAAGUGCAUACCCGUAGAUCAGUGUCCAAAAGAUAAACCCUGCAACGGAGACUGGAACGCUGUUAUAAAGGCCAACCCGAUCCCUUGCCCUUCGACUUGCAGCGUUCCCAACGCUGACCCUUGGUGCAAGAGGUACGCCCCGCCGGUGGGCUGCGAAUGCAAGCCAGGUUACCUCCUCAAUGACAAAGACAAGUGUAUUAAACCUGAUCAAUGUCCAGAUGGCAACCCUUGUGGGAAAAACGCAACGUUUGUACCGUGCGUCGUCAACUGUCCCACCAACAACUGCCCAGUAGGCGAAAGUAAAGGAAUCAUCGCCUGCAGCCCGCCGCACCCGUGCCCCAGCGGCUGCUCAUGCAAAAAGGGGUAUAAGAGAAAGAGCAGUUCGGAUUACACGUGUAUUUUGGAGUCGGAUUGUCCUCCACCGAUAAAAUGCAAAAAAUACGAAGUAUACAACCCGUGUAGUUAUACAUGUCCCCCUCAAACGUGUGACUCCAUCCGCACCAGUUACAACUGUGAGGGCGCCCCGAAAUGCGUGCCUGGCUGCGACUGCAUACCCGAGUACUUGAGGAACGGGACGGAAAAGGACCCCUGUAUACCUAGCGAGCUGUGCCCACAACCCGAACCAGUAUGCGGCACCAACGAACAUUAUGAAAUAAAUACAAUCAAGUGCGAUCUGACUUGCAAAAACUACCACUUGGAACCAGUAAUGGGUCCUUGUAAGCCAACCAGCGCCUGCUUCUGCGAUGAUGGCUACGUCAGAAACUCUAAUGGAUUGUGCAUUCCAAAGAAGAAAUGCCCUCAAAAUUUAGUAUGCCCUCCGAACGAAGUGGUGUCUGAAUGUUACAACAGCUGCCUCAUGACCUGCAAGACCAGGUUUCGGAGCGACGGUAGAAUGUGCCACCUGGCCUGCAUCGAGACCGGCUGCGUUUGUAAGGAAGGCUACCUGAGGCACGACAAUGGCACUUGUGUUCCCAUCAGCCAGUGCUCGCCACCUCGCUGCAAUGAUGAUGAAACCUACUCGAAGUGCGGUACCGCGUGCCCCCCGACUUGUCAGAACAGAGGCGACAAUUGCACAGCCUGCACUGAACAGUGCGUCGAGGGUUGCUUCUGCAAAAAGGGCCUCGUGCGCGCUGAUGACGGCUGCUGUAUCAAUCCUAAAUGCUGCCCGCGUCGCGUCUGUGGUCCUAACGAAGUAUUCGACCCAUGCCCCCCUACGUGUCCUCCUACGGAUAACUGCUCGAACAUGUGGUCAAAGUUUGACUGCUCCAAAGCUAUCAAGUGCUGCAAGCCUCGGUGUAGUUGCAAAUCUGGCUACCUCAGAAAGAAUACAGUCUGCGUUCCUACUGAACAAUGUUUGACUUAAUUAAGGAUCGAUCACACUGUUACUUGACGCAGCGUAAACGCAUUGCCCCGUCUUAAGCUCUGGUUUCCUAGGAUAG
Cydia fagiglandana is the source of this 6712-nucleotide messenger RNA. Its product is annotated as zonadhesin-like. The transcript has 36 exons. NCBI's taxonomy places the organism in Eukaryota, Metazoa, Arthropoda, Insecta, Lepidoptera, Tortricidae. The record is from RefSeq and is a predicted model, not a curated record. The coding region runs from base 1 to 6636 and encodes 2211 amino acids.